Messenger RNA from Contarinia nasturtii (swede midge), 11528 nucleotides. RefSeq names its product neurexin-1. Lineage: Eukaryota; Metazoa; Arthropoda; Insecta; Diptera; Cecidomyiidae. The coding region runs from base 1502 to 6790 and encodes 1762 amino acids. The record is from RefSeq and is a predicted model, not a curated record. The transcript has 22 exons.
UUAUAUUUCUUUUGGAAUAAAAUCAAACUGUAAACUUUUGUCCAAACAUCUACACUAAAUGUUAUACCGACACAUCAACGGAACAUUUAGCAAUUUUAUUUAAUUGAGUCGAUAUUAUUUCCUCUUUUUUUUCUUGUUUGUUGAAAAAAGGCAAUUGUGAACGAUUUCGUGAAGCAUAUAGUGCGUAUUUGUGAAUGGCAUUCUGAAACGGAGAUAUAAAUCUGUUUUUAACUAACACACACAUUUUGAAUGGAAUAUGUUUUGAUUAUUGUGUGUUUAUUGUCACCUUCACUAAUAAAUAUUCAAAAUACAAACCAUCCAAAUCGAUAAAUCGAAACAUAGAGAGAAUGUCACAAAAAUAAAGGCGACCGAAACGAACACCGAGAUUAUAUACAGAAGGAUAAAUAAGAAAAAGAAGAAGAAAAUAAAUAGCAAACAUGAAAGAAUUUAAAAAGAAAAAAUAUCCGAAACGAGAAAACGAAGAAAAAUCUUCCAAGGAUUUUAGUGGAUUUCGGUAGAUUAUAAGAGCCAAUAGAAUUUGGUAGUGUGUGUGUGUGUGUGUUUGUGUGUGUAAAAGUCUGUCGACAGCGCGAAAUAAGACAUCUUUGAGCGAUUUUGUUUUCUUGUUUGUGUAUUUGUACAUGCGUGCGAGUAUGUUACAUGACAACAACCACCGUGUGUUCGUAUCGUAAAUGUAAUAAAUAGCGUUUCGCACAUAUAUAUAUACAUACUAUCAAAAAAACACACAAAAAAUAUUAUACUAUCGAAAAAAGAACAUUCGAACGAAUGACACACCAUAAAAAAUCAAAUCGAGAGAGAGAGAGAAAGAGGAAGAGCAAAGAAAAAUAUUAAAUAAAUAUCUGUGCAAUACUCUUUCAACUGCGAAAGUUCUAUAUUAGUAUAUUAUGUAUACGAACGCAUGGAAUACCAAAACGAUCAACGAGAUGAAAUCCGUUCACACAAUCAACACAAAUAUUUGAAAUCAAACUUUCAACAUUUACAGUUGAUGUACGGAAACAUUUUAAAAUAAACAAUAUUCAUAGUUAAAUAGACACACACUAAAUAAUAGCAUAAAAACAAAUAAACGAAGUAAAAAAAAGCGAGUUUAUCAAAUUUCAGUGCAUUUGUUUAGCAAAAUAUUGUUGAGAAUAGAAGGGAUUGGAGAAGAAGAAAAAAAUGGCAACGCAAAUGUGAUGGCCCAUCAGUGACAACUAACUCAAUAAAAUUUAUGAUUGAACAAUUUUUCCUUUAUAAACAUAGAUAAAAAAUGACUUCAAGGCGGAAAACUAUUAAACAUUCAAUGCUAUUGUUUGUAAAAAGUGCCAUCAUUUUAUCGGCUAUGCCUUACAAUAAUUAAAGCAAACAAAAAAGUGUUAAACAAAUAUCUAAGAUCUAACGGCAGCACAAACAUACAAACGAAACAACAAGCAACUUCAACAAGCAACUUCAACAAGCAACUUCAACAUUUGCAAUUUGAUACACAAUUGGAACGGGAGAAAAAAUGGCGCUCAAGUGCACAAACAAUCAGAUAAAUCAAACAAAUCGAACCAAUCGUUCAAUGAAUUCAAUAAAUGGCAGUGAUUGUAAAAUGUUUAAGCGCAAUCAACCGCAAGCAAACAACCAGAAUAGCAAGAAAAAUGUUACAAAUAAUAAACAUAGUAAUCAAUCGAUUAGUUCAAACCAGUGUCAAAAAACAAUGUUGAAUACCGUUUUACAAUUAACGCAUAAUUGUCGAUAUGUAAACACAGCUGCCAUUUUAUUAAUUACAUUAAAUAUAAUACUAUCGUUGAGUCCAUGCAAUGCCUUCCUAUUGGAUGGUUCACAAAAUUCAUUUGCACAGUUUCGCAAAUGGUACACUGGUUUGAAUGGUUCCUUAGAAUUUGAAUUCAAAACCGAACAGCCCAACGGGUUGGUAUUGUACACCGAUGAUGGGGGCACAUUCGAUUUCUUCGAAAUCAAAUUGGUCGAAGGUGCCGUACGAUUGCGAUACAAUCUUGGCGGUGGUGCAAACAUCAUCACAGUAGGCAGAGAAUUGCAUGAUGGCCAUUGGCACAAAGUACAGAUUCAACGAAGCGACGAACAUACAACAUUAACCGUUGAUGGCGUCUCACAAACACGAACAUCACGUGGAAAAGAGUUUCAUUUUGGGAAAUUCGCAACGAAUUCAGAUGUAUUCGUCGGAGGAAUGCCAAAUUGGUACAACUCAAAAUUAACAUUAUUAGCCCUACCAAGUGUGAUAUAUGAACCAAGAUUUCGAGGUUCAAUAAGAAAUUUAGUGUAUUCAGAUCAACCAAAUGUUCCACCGCGACGACAAGAAAUGCGACAGCCCAGAGAUACUAAAUGCGGUGAUUCACCAUGCGAUCAAACUGAGGUCCCAAAAGAAAAAGUGACAAGGGGCCUACGACCUAAUGUGACAGAUGCAUGCGAAAAGAAUGAUCCAUGUCAACAUGGCGGCAUUUGUAUAUCGACUGAUUCAGGACCAUUAUGUGAGUGCAGAAAUCUAGAAUACGAAGGUACAUACUGCGAGAAAGACAAAGCACCAUCUGAAGCAACAUUUCGGGGAUCUGAGUUUCUAUCAUAUGACUUAGGCCAAACUGGAGGUGAACCAAUUGUUAGCGCACAGGAUGCCAUAUCAUUAUACUUUCGAACGAGACAACCAAAUGGCCUAUUAUUCUAUACAAGUCAUGACACCGACUAUUUGAAUUUGGCACUUCGUGAUGGUGGCGUAUCGUUGACAAUGGGUUUGGCAAAUGGCAAACAGGAAAUGCAUAUUAAACCGGCUCGAGUACGCUUUGAUGAUCAUCAAUGGCACAAGGUCACCGUUCAUCGGCGCAUUCAAGAGAUUUCUUCCAUCACAAGCUUUUGUCGGUUGGUGGCCGUUGUUGAUGAUGUAUAUACAGAUCAUUCGCAUAUUGCCGGAAAGUUUACGAUGCUGUCAUCGUCUCGAGUUUAUGUCGGUGGUUCGGUGAAUCCGAGAGCACUUUUGGGUGCACGAGUUCAUAAUAACUUUGUUGGUUGUUUAAGAAAGGUUGAAUUCUCUGCCGACACACUACGGUUAAAUUUAAUUGACUUGGCCCGUACCGGUUCGAAGUUAAUUCAAGUUGCCGGAAGAGUUGCAUACAAUUGUCCAUCAGGCGAUCCACAGGAUCCAGUUACAUUUACAACAAGAGACUCUCAUUUGAUAUUGCCGCCUUGGGAAACUGGCAAGCAAAGCAUGAUAUCAUUUAAAUUUCGAACGAACGAACCCAACGGACUAAUUUUGCUAACGGUAGCAGCCAAACCGGGAAAUUCGGAUUUAUUUGCUGUGGAAUUGUUGAACGGUCACAUUUAUAUUCAUGUCGAUCUUGGUUCUGGAGCCGUAAAGGUUCGUGCAUCGAGACGACGUGUUGAUGAUGGUGUUUGGCAUGAAUUGAUGUUGCGUCGAACAGGUCGCGAAUGUAAAGUAUCAAUCGAUGGACAAUGGAAUGAUUUUCGAACUCCCAACGAUGCCACGCAAUUUGAAUUAGAUUCGCCCAUUUAUUUGGGCGGUCUUGGUUCAUCAUACAACAGCAUUAAUACACCGCCAGCUGUUUGGACGGCAACACUUAAACAAGGAUUCAUUGGUUGCCUUCGAGAUUUAAUGCUCACCGGCAAACCGAUUGACAUUGCUGCAUUUGCUCGUCAACAGGAUUCGGGCGCUGUGAAAGCUUCAUGCCAUGUGCAACAGGAUCAAUGUAGUGGAACGGUACCACCAUGUCUCAACAGUGGUGUCUGCAAUGAAGGAUGGAAUCGACCGAUUUGUGAUUGUUCUGCCACAUCAUUCACUGGGCCAACGUGUGGUAGAGAUUCGGCAACGCUUGCAUUCAACGGUAGCCAACAUAUGACGAUUUGGGUUGGCGGUAGCCAUGGAACACGUACACAAACUGAAGAGUUGGUACUACGUUUCAAAACCACGCGUCAAACUGGUUUACUUCUGGUAACAAGUGCCGAUUCAAAUUCACCAGAUCGUUUGGAAAUUUCACUCGUCGCCGGACGAGUUCGUGCCAGUGUUCGACUUGGUGAACGUGAAAAGAAUCUUCUUGCUGGUCAAGGAGUAUUGCACGAUAACAAUUGGCACACAAUCCGCUUUUCACGUAAGGCAUCAAAUCUACGACUACAAGUUGACGGGAGUUCUCCCGUCAGGGGUACGUUAUCCGAAACGAUAUUGGGGCGACACAGUACCAUGGAAAUUCGUUCAAUUCAUUUGGGUGGCAUGUUCCAUGCAGAAGAAGAAAUUCAAAUGACAUCAACAAUGGCGAAUUUUAUUGGGCAUAUACAAGGCUUUGUAUAUAAUGGAAAUCGAUACAUUGAUAUUGUGAAAUCACUUGGUUCCGAAUUGUCGGCACUUCCAUUGACCACAUUCAAAUUGAAUGCACGCUUCGUAACGCCAACACUAUCAACACCAUACCAUGCAGCAACAUUCCGUUCAAAGCAUUCAUAUGUCGGUUUGGCCAUGCUGAAGGCCUAUUCAAAUGUAUUCAUCGAUUUUCGAUUUAAAACACUCGAAGCAAACGGUUUAUUGUUUUAUAAUGGUGGCCGACGAAAUGAUUUCAUUGCUAUUGAACUUGUAAAUGGUCAUGUACACUAUAUUUUUGAUUUGGGCGAUGGUCCAAUAACGCUACGCGACAAAUCUCGCAUUCAUAUGAAUGACAAUCGAUGGCAUGUGGUUAGCAUUCGACGGCCAGGACCAAAAACACAUACGCUCAUUGUUGACGAUACAAUUGAAGUGUAUAAUACACCUGGCAACAAUAUGCACAUGGAAUUGGAAGGUAUUAUGUAUGUUGGUGGCGUAUUCAAAGAUAUGUAUACGAAAUUACCAUCGGCAAUUAUGUCACGAAAUGGUUUCGAGGGAUGUUUAGCGUCGAUUGAUUUUGCUGAUAUUUCACCAAGUCUGACCGAAGAUGCCGUUGUACCCAGUUCGUUGGUUGUCAACGGUUGUGAAGGUCCAACGAAAUGCAGUCAAAAUGCUUGCGCCAAUCGUGGCGUUUGUGUUCAACAAUGGAACGCUUAUGCUUGCGAAUGCGAUAUGACCACAUAUUCAGGACCCACAUGCUAUGACGAAUCGGUUGCUUAUGAAUUUGGCGCUAACAAAGGAAUGAUCCAAUACAUGUAUCCGGCUGGAAAGCAACCAGAUACCGAAGAGGAUUCAAUUGCUCUUGGAUUUAUAACCACAAAAUCGGAUGCAGUCUUAUUGAGAAUAGAAAGCGCCACCACUCAAGAUUACAUGGAAUUGGAAAUUGUUGAGGGAAACAUUUUUAUGGUGUACAAUAUUGGAUCACAUGAUCUUCCGCUUGGUGAAAUUGGUACUAAGGUAAAUGAUAAUGUCUAUCAUAUCGUGCGAUUCCAACGAUUUGGUGGCAAUGCAACACUACAACUUGACGAUUACAAUGUUCAAACUGUUCAUCCCCAAGGUCAUCAAUCAACCGUUUUCAAUUCGAUGGCGAUGAUUCAAGUUGGCGGGAAAAUAACGCGUAACGGUCGUUUUCGUAUCGAACGGCCAUUUGUUGGUGUGGUCUCCGGUCUCUCUGUAAAUCGAUUGCGAGUACUAGAUUUGGCAGCCGAACGAGAUCCACAUGUGACUGUUCGCGGAGAUGUUCAAUUGGUAACUGGAGUAUUAGAUAGAAAUGAUCUUCAAAGAAUGCAGCAGACCCCUGCAAGUAGUUAUCCAGGCGUGGUUGAUGACCUAAUAUUUUCGGGAGCUGGUUCGGGUUGCCGUGGCGAUGAUGAGGACGAAUGUACACCACCAUUUGAAUCGGGUAGCGGUGAUGAUUUAAUCACUCCAGUUUAUGUCCCACCAACGAAAAAUCCAACGACACCGCACAAGACCGAAGAGACUAGCGUUAAAGAAGCAUGCGACGAUGAAGACUGUAUUCAUGGUUCGGGUGACUCUGGCAGUGUUACCGAAUCGUUUACACCGACAACAUCUAAAGGCACAGAAAUAACAGAUCGCAAAUCAUCAUCAUCAUCAUCAUCGUCGUCGUCGUCAUCAGCGUCAUCAGGAACAACGAAAUCAUUGGAUGAUUUAAGUACAACAAAUCGUGAUACAAAUACAUUUGGUACAACACCCGAAAUUGGAACGACAAAUUACGGCACAAGCACAACAUCGGGCAGUUCAACACAAAGUCAAUCAACUCCGGCUGUAACUCGAUCCGAAACUACAUGGCCAUCAUCGACAAGUACACAUUUGACGACCGUACCAAUUCCAGAAACAACACAUUUGCAUAAAACAACCUCAACCAAAAUGGAUAAUAACAUUGAUGAUCACACAAGAGUAGAUUAUCGUGAACGUAGCGAUAGACCAUCGUGGACGCCGAAUCAGUUUGAUUCAAAACCAACCGAACCAGAACCACCAUAUUUUCCACAGCCACAACCGACCCCAUACACUCCAGGUGGUCCGCAGCGAAAAACUCCACAUGGCGGUCGAAUUGGUUCAGAGGCUGAAGAACGAGCAGCAAUGAUUAUCGGUAUAGUAGCUGGCGCAUUAAUUGCCGUUGUAUUGGUUAUAUUAUUGUUGAUUUGGUUAAAAUCAAACGGCGAUCGAAAUUAUAAGGCCGAUCCAGAUAUGCGAGCUUCCUACGGCCAAGGAGCGAAUGCCGCAUUACUUGGCAAUAAUUCAUGUACGAAUGGAUCAAGACACCCAGUAAACGGUUCAAAUGUACCAUUGAAUGGUUCAUUGCGUUUGAAUGGUAAUGAUAAAGCACAAGUGCCAGGUUUGGUUCCGCAAAAACCAAAGAAACGAGAUUCAAAAGAUAUCAAAGAAUGGUAUGUGUAAAUGGUUUCGCAAAAAAAAAACAGAAUAAUAAAAAAAAAAACACAAUGUUACAGCCACAAAAUAAGAAGAAAAAAUCAAUAAAUAAAUAAACGAAUUUCACAUAGAAUCAUAAAAAUCAGCUCUCAAUAGAUGGCCAGACAGUUCAUACUGCCAAACAAGAACAACAACAGAAAUUUAAAAAAAAAAUCUCAUAAAAAAUCUGUUCAAUUUAAACAAAUUUUACUUGAACACAAUUGUCCAAUUGACAAUUUGAGCUUUAUUCACUUAAAAUGAACUGAAAUACAUGUAAAACGAAUAUUUAAACCAUUAUGAAUUAAAUGAUUUUUUUUGUUCGAUAAAAAUGGUAUAAAUUGAAGCGAUUAAUUGUUAUAAAGAUUCAAAAUUUAGGGAAAAAAAGAAGAAGGUGCUAAAUGUUUAGAAAAGAUAAGCAAACGAAUGAAAAAUAGAACGCAUGAUGAAAAAAAUUAUUAAUUGUCAUGGUAAUAUGUCAACGGAAAACGAACGAAAAAAAGAAGUAAAUGUAAGGCACGCUAACAUAGCACAUACUCAAUUCAAGUAAUAUCCACCAAAAAUGCCCACUUAUAACUAGAAUGUUCAAUAUACUCUUCACAGCGGUAAUAAGAGCCUUGGUAAAUAAUUUUUUUUUUUUUUCAAAUACUGGACGACAUCCAAUUGAAUGUUCGUCAUCACGUAAAACAAUUUGAAAAAUUGUGGAUAUUUAAAGAAAAAGAAUCAUUUAUUAUGGGACUUAGCUGCCGUGUCAAAGUGCAUAUUGGCGCCACUACUUAUAACAAUCAAUCUCAGAUCCCCAGAAAAACACGACAUUUUUCAGGAUUAUAAGAGUAAUACCCAAAUUUAUAUAAGUAGUGACUUAAUACACCAGCUGAAAAAAGAAACUGAAAUGUACCGAGCAUAAAAAUGAAAGGAAAAAGGUCAAGUGAAUUUAUAGUUGAUGUUCCCUUGAUUAUGUGGAUUGAUUUCAUAUGUAAUCACAUCUCUCUCUCCAGCUAAAGAGAGACAUAAAUACACAAAUACGAUAACAAUAAAACAUGUGCAAAAUGAACUCAAUCAUGUUAGCUGUCUUAAUUUCCAUUUCAAUGUGUAACGAAAUCGCCCCAAAAUCCUUUUAUGUGUACAAUUAAAAUAUGUGUAUAAUUGAACAUAAAUCCAAAACAAAAACCAUUAGUGACAAGGAACCUAGCGUAAAUUUGUUUAGAUAAAACUACAAUAUAAAAAUCCGAAUAAAAAGAUACGGUAGAUUUAUUUAAGAAAUUUUGUGCAACAAAAAUCACACAAAAACACACACACACGAAAAAAGACAAAAUUGUAUAACAGGUUUGUGGAAUGGGCACAUGCACUCAUCAAAUGCACAGUUGCUGUGAGAAUGAGAUGCGAUACAUGAAAAAACGAAAUUCUCUACUCAGUUACUUCAUCUCUAUGUACUCUUUCAAAUCAAUCGCAAAAUACUUCAAAAUACGAUAUUUAACGAUUAUUAAACAAAAAAAAAAACAUCCCCACGCUUUUUCUUCACAUGCACACACCAUUUUCAAGUACAAAAAAAAACAAUCCAAUUCAUUCGGAAUUUUAAGAUCAGAACGUAAUCACAAGAACAUUUAACUGAAUUAAAUUUAAAACAAACAAAAAAAAACUCCUCGUCUGUUAUCCACGAAUACACAAACAAAAGAAAACUUACUAACAAUAUACAUAACAAUUGAACAACAAUUAAAAUCGAAUUGCACCCAAUAUUUCUAGCAAUAUUUCAAAGCCUUCUGAAUAAAUACAAAUUUUAACAAGCAAACGUUUCUAUUUCAAAUUUUAAACAAAUGUUUACAUUUUUCAACAUUUUUUCCUGUUCAAAAACCAAUUCAUCAACACAAUUACACACAACUGAGAAAGAAAGAAAGAAAAAAACCAAAAUAUUCGAACGAGUUGAAUGGCCGACCGAAUUCGUUACUUAAAAUUUAUGUUUUAAAUUCAUUUUCGUUUGUUCUCCGUAUGGAAUUUGAAUCUAGCUACAGAAUGUACUGUGCCGAAAAUAUAAAGAGUCCAUGAUUAGGAAAAUAAUGUAGCAAAAUGAUAUGUAGAGAUAGAGAAAAUGUUGAACGUAUUUUGAAGUCGCAUCAAAGAUGGAAACCAGCAACUAAGGCAAAUAAACGUUAACAAAACCCUUGUCAAAGACGAAAGAAAGAGACAAUAUCAGUAGUAAGAUAAUUUACUCCUAGAAAUGCUCAAACCAAAACAUUUUUUUUUUAGUAGUGACACGAGAGAAAGAGCAAAACUAAUCCUCGAGUAUUUAGAAGAGACACACACAAUUGCAACGCGUUUUGAAAAGUGCUUUCGCUAAUUUAUAGUUUUGUUUUUUAUUCGAUAGAGAUUUUUGUUCACACAUUCGUUUCAUCAAUCAUCCUUCAUACAUGCGCCCACUUGCUUUUUUUCCCCAUUCACACCGAUUUUGCUGUGUAAUUGGGUGAACGUAGAUCCAUUGCUGACAUCACCAUUAAAACUGAUCACCGCCAGUUAAUUCAUUAAUCAUUUUGUUUUUUGUACAAACCAUUUAGUUGAGUAUAUAAGAGCAAUAACAAAAACGAAUGAUCAUAGACACAAACAAAAAAUCACCCAAAAAUGAGUUUGUUCAGUUUUUUCUGUUGUUUGUAUUAUUAUUAUUUCCUCAUAUAGGAAAACACAUACAGGAAACCAACUCCAAAACGUAGUGUAAUUGAAAUCGUAAAUGUAAACAUAUCAGAACACGGAAUACAGAGAUUGCACCAAAAUUUUGAUAACUUUCAAAGUUUUACCUCAUCUUACUUUCGAUGCAAAUUUGAAAAAUAAAAACCACAACAACAUAGCUUUUUCCAAAUAUUUGGUUUUUUUUCCACUUUGAAACAUAUACAAUUUAUCACGAUAUUGAUAUGUAGUAAAUCAACGUGAAAACGCUAGUUCGACGAGAAUAUUUUGAAAUUCCGCCUUUUCCUAAUUCUUCUUUGAAAAACCAUUAUUUUCAGAACAAUUUUCGAUUUUCCUCUUCACGUUAGAUCAUCAAUUAAUAAAAAGAAAAAAUUCACAAACAGCAAACGAAUAGAUUUAUGAAUGAUAGCUGCAUCAAAAUUAAAACGAACAAACUAUUCAUCAUUAAUCGACAUUUCAACAGAGAAAAAAGCGAUAUUUAUUCAAUUUUAUCUCUAAAUUUGUCAUAUUUUUAUUUCAAAUCGGUUGAACUUUCCGAAAUAAUUAAAGACUGGUGUGCUUCAAAUGAUAUAUCCAAUUCUAAAGUUGUCAACACAUCUAAACAAUAUCGAUUUUUAUUCAAUUCAAUGUUUUUCGUUUCCAUUUUCUCGAUAUUGUUCAUAUCAAUGUUCUGAUACAAUUUAACUUUAACUAUUAUUUGUAAUAUGAUAUAUGUUAUAAACGCGCAGUGUUUUUAGAAAAAUGGUCAUAAUGUUCGAUGAAAAAAAACGAGUCGGUGCUGCUUGUAUUGAGGCUGUCGAGAUGAAUUGAUGAGAGAGUGCAAACGAAUCGACUCCAAUUAAAUUCCAUGAAAAAUGUAAGAGAAACACAUUGAAAAUAAAUAAACAAAUCGUUUCGUCCAACUUGUUUGCUAUAUAUAAAUGGCACGAACCUAUGCUAAGAAUGAAAAGCCUCAUGUAAUCUAAUAAUAUCAAUUAAAAACUUCAUAUAAUAUGUGACAUUCAUUGACACUCACUCUCUCUCCAACGACAUACACACGAGAGAUGAAAAAAAAAAAAAACAUUAUUUAGCUAAAGACGAACAAUUAACAGAAAUCAGUAUAUAAGCAAAAGUUCUGAAUUCGAGUAGAGCAAAUAAAUAUGAAGAAAAGUAAAAGAGAGUAUGUAAAACUGCACCAAAAAAAAAUCAUAUAUAUAUAUAAUUAAGGGAUAGUACACUUUGUUUGGACUGAUAUUUUAUUUAUAAUAAAUGAGAUUAAUUUUUAAUAAAAAUGUGAGAAAGCUGAUUGAAUGUAUCCAUCUCUUGUAUGGAGAAUUCUUUCAAGUAAAAAAAAGGAGAAAGUUCAACAGCAAUUGGCGCAAAAAGACGAAACAUUCAAAACAAAAACAAAAAUGAUUAAACAUAAUCACACGCAAAACACUCAUUUAGUACUUGUAACAAUUAUACAAAUAAUUUGUGAAAUGAAAUGGCAACCGAUGGCAACAGAUAUGAAUGGCAAAAUAACAUGCAUCAUUAUACAUUGGAAUUAAAAUAAAAUAAAAAGAGUGUAAAAUGUUAUCUAGGAUAUAAAAUUAAUUAUUUAACGAAAACUAAAAAUAUAAAACACAAACUACAUGCGAACACAAAAUGAUUGGGCAAAAAUAUAUAAGCAAAUAAAUACUUUAACUAGGAAAAUUCCACGAUGAAACCCAACUAUAAACUUAUGUACACUCGAUACAUGCUAUUCGCAAAAAAAAACGAUUCAUUUAUUGAUAUUCAAAAUUCCCCGCUACAUAGACACUCAGACACACAUGCGAACACAAACAUCCAACAUGAUAAAAACAAAGUUAAAAUGAAUUAAAUUUAGGAAAUGGUUAUUAUUAUGCAUAUAAUUCAAUGUUUUUUGUUUUUACCAUUAAAACUGAAUGUUAAAGCAAAAUCUAAAUAAUUAAAUUGUAUUCAUAAGACAUCGCUCUAUCUCUUACACAUCGACACACACAAAGAACACAAACAAAUACACAUACAAAUCUUCAACUAAAUAAAUUGUCGUUGUGCGAUCAUUUAUUCUUUAAAA